UGAGAGGAGGAACUGACCAUAUGGAUGCCAGUGAACUGUCUAUAGGAGUGAUCAUCUUGUCUCAGACUGUGAUUGGAGUUUUGGCUAAUUUCUUUCUCCUCUACCACUGUAUGAUUCUUUACUUAACAAGGUACAGGUUGAGGUCUAUAGACUGGGUUCUGAUGCACUUAACUGUAGGCAGCAUCUUUGCAAUCCUGUCCAAAGGCAUACCCCAGACAAUUGCAGCUUUUGGCUUGAAAGAUUUCCUCAAUGAUAUUGGAUGCAAAUUGACUUUCUCUUUUCACAGAGUAGGUAGAGGUGUUUGUAUUGGCAGCACUUCCUUUCUCAGUGUAUUCCAGGCCAUCAUCAUCAGUCCCAGGGAUUCCAGAUGUUCAAAGCUUAAAGUAAAAGUACACAAGUAUAUUUUUUAUUCUGUGUACCUGAACUGGGUGAUUUAUUUCAUUAUAAGCAUUCUUAAUCUUUUGCAUAUGAGGGCAAAAUAUAAAAAUGUAAGUACAAUAAACCUGAAAUCUUUUGUAUACUGCUAUUCUGUUCGUCAUGACCCAAUUAGUGACAUCCUGUAUGCAGCAUUGGUGUCAGGUCCUGACAUAAUUUUCCUAGGACUCAUGCUCUACACCAGUGGCUUCAUGGUUCUAACCCUGUAUAGGCAUAAGCAAAAGAUGCAACAAAUGCCCAGGAUGAAUGUUUCUUCCUUAUCCUCCCCUGCAUCCAGAGCCACCAAAACAAUCCUUCUCCUAGUCAGUACUUUUGUCUUAUUUUACGCAAUCUCUUCUCUAUGUCAGCUCUUAGUAGCCCUCUUGUAUAAUCCCAGCUUGAUCCUAGUGAAUGUGGCCUCAAUGACUGCUUCAUUUUUUCCCACUGUUUAUCCCUUUCUCUUCAUGAACCAUGACUCUUGGGCACUCAGUUUCUGCCUGCCCUUGAAAAGGAAUAGACAUUUUCCCAAAGCCUCUAGCCAAGAACUGAACUGA
Rattus norvegicus (Norway rat) is the source of this 968-nucleotide messenger RNA. RefSeq names its product vomeronasal 1 receptor 112 (gene Vom1r112). Gene Ontology annotation, biological process: signal transduction; G protein-coupled receptor signaling pathway; sensory perception of chemical stimulus. Gene Ontology annotation, cellular component: plasma membrane; membrane. The record is from RefSeq and is marked validated. The transcript has a single exon. NCBI's taxonomy places the organism in Eukaryota, Metazoa, Chordata, Mammalia, Rodentia, Muridae. Gene Ontology annotation, molecular function: pheromone receptor activity; G protein-coupled receptor activity. Bases 21 to 968 code for a protein of 315 amino acids.